Xiphophorus maculatus (southern platyfish) is the source of this 1667-nucleotide messenger RNA. It is a transcript of the gene ppil6, whose product is annotated as peptidylprolyl isomerase like 6. Gene Ontology annotation, molecular function: peptidyl-prolyl cis-trans isomerase activity. Bases 377 to 1258 code for a protein of 293 amino acids. The transcript has 8 exons. The record is from RefSeq and is a predicted model, not a curated record. Gene Ontology annotation, biological process: protein peptidyl-prolyl isomerization. NCBI's taxonomy places the organism in Eukaryota, Metazoa, Chordata, Actinopteri, Cyprinodontiformes, Poeciliidae.
AAAAAAAAAAAAAAGAUCCGCAGAAAAGGAACACGGAACAGCUUGGCGAGUCGAAGUUUUCAAACACUGGCGCCGCCUCCGUUAGGCUGCGUCCCAAUUUGUUUUCUUACGCUUCCUUUCUGUAGUGAGGACUGUCUUUACAUCUUACAUAGGUUAUAUGUAAUACAUCAAUUUAAUAAAAAUAAUUGAAUACAAUUUCCUCUUCGGUAUGUUGUUGUUAUUAAAGCUUUCAAAUGAACCUUGUAGGAGAGUAGGAAAGAUAGCCAAAAAGUAGAUCGAACCCUGACUUUCAAACAACGAGACGUCAUUUUCAUGCGCCUUCACAGAUUGUUGCUAUGGAUACUCAGAGUUUGUUUAUGCGCUGGGGAGUUUAUCAAUGGCCUCACAAACGCAAAUAGAAGUGGUUGGCAUAAUUAAAGACCCAAAUUUCCAUGCUGCCAGAAGUAUAGCCGAGGUACUCAAACAACGGUUUCCUAAUGAUUUUUUGGAUCCAGAAAUUGUGCCACUUCUUGAAUUUGACUGGCAUGAAUACCUAUGGAAGAAGAAACGGGAGCUGCGUGGUGAUGUGUGGGAGUAUCCCAGCAAUGUGAUAUGCUUCCUUAAUGGCGUUCUCCUCGGUAAUGAAAAGCAACUCGCCAGCUGGGCAGAAAAUCAGUGGAAUUUCACCCUCACUCAUCCAGAGGAUUUCUAUACGGCUAUCACUGAGGAGUGCUACGCCGAACACCUUCAGAAAACUGGACAUAAGUUUGUCUUCAUGGAUAUUGUUGUAGCAGGAGAGGAUCCUCGGAGGAUAAGUUUUGAGCUGUUCUCCGAUCUGUGUCCAAAGACGUCAGAGAACUUUGAGGCUCUGUGCACAGGAGAACGAGGAAAGUCACAGAGCGGUCUCCCACUCCAUUACAAGGGCUCUCUGUUUCAUCGCAUUGUGCCCAAUGGCUGGGUGCAAGGUGGAGAUAUUUCUCCUCAUAGUAGAGGUAAUGGGGGCGAGUCAAUCUAUGGACCAACUUUUGAAGAUGAAAGUUUUGCUAUUUCCCACUCAAAACGGGGCACUCUGGGAAUGGCCAACAAGGGUCCCCACACCAAUGGAUCCCAGUUCUACAUCACCUUGCAGCCGACGCCCUGGAUGGACAAAAACUAUGUUGCCUUUGGACAAGUGAUUGAAGGUGUAGAAGUCCUGAAGAAAUUAGAAGAGAGUAAGACUUUCAAUGAAAGACCCAAAUAUGAAUGUAGAGUGUCAGCUUGUGGAGUGUUACCAAUGUAACUUUACUUUUUGAUGCAGUAAAAUCAAAGACAAAUUCACUUCUGUGUUUAUCCGUACUUUCCUGCUCAGAAAAAAACCCUUAAAUGUAAUUCUAUUGUUUUACUUUAUUUGACUUGUGAGAAUCAGAGUCCUGUAGAAAACUUCUAGUCUGUAUGUAAGAAUAGGACACAGCUUGAGUAACAAAAUUGGGUGUAUUGGUGAGACUUUUUGUUGUUGGAUUGUAUUGUUGUUAUCACACCUUUUAACAUGUAGAAGACAAAUUGUUCUCCGGACAUUUAUCUUAGCAUUUUGGAAUAUUUGCGCUGUUCUCCUUGAUAAAAAAAAAAAUUAAAAAAAAAUUUGUCAGCACAUUUUCCAACAGUGUUGCAAGUUUAACUUUGGUUACUUUUUACUUCAUUAUGUUAAAUGG